This is a messenger RNA of Ichthyophthirius multifiliis, 2067 nucleotides long. RefSeq lists its product as hypothetical. The record is from RefSeq and is a predicted model, not a curated record. Lineage: Eukaryota; Ciliophora; Oligohymenophorea; Hymenostomatida. The transcript has 7 exons. Gene Ontology annotation, molecular function: protein binding.
AAAUUAAAUUAAUUAAAAUUAAGAAAUAAAAGAAAUGUCAUCAAUAUAAGAAAUCAAAGAAGAAAAAGAAGCUGAAUUUUAUGUUAUGGAAGCUGUUGAAUUAACAAGUGAAAGUGAACCUGAAGAUUUAGAAGGUAUUUCUGAAAUAGAUGAUAUAAAAGUAGAUGAUUAAGAUAUUGAUGAUUUAGAUAAAUUAGUAGCAACAACAAAAAAAGAAGAAUUGCCUUAACCAAAAGAAGAUUAAAAACCGAUUUCUUAAACAGUAAAAAGACUGGAAGUAGUAGAUGAUUUUAUAAGAAACUUUUUAAUAAAGCAUAAAAUGACUCGUUCAUUGGAAAUAUUUUAAGUAUUAAAAAAUAUUAUUAAUUUUUUUAUUUUUUAAAAAAAAAAUAGUAAGAAUGGUAUGAAUUGAGUUAAAAAGGGAGAUUAACAAAUGAUACCAUUAAAUAAGUUCCAGAUGUUUAUAUAAGAAAUGAAAAAUUGGAAGAUGAAAUGGAUUUUUUAAGAAAUGAAUUAGAUAAAGCUAAAAUAAUUGCUGAAAAAGCUAAGUAAAUUAAACAAAACAAAAAAAUAUAUAUAUAUAAAUAAUAAAGAGCUACAUAUGAUAAAUUACGAAAAGAAAGAGAUUUCCAUAAAAUGCAUCAUCAUAGAGUAUAAUAAGAAAAAAAGAAAUUAAAUAAUGAUAUAGAAAAAUUAAAAGCUUUACAUUAAUAAUAUGAAAAAAACUACGAAAUAUUAUCUGAAAAAUACGCACAUGCGAUGAAAGAAAAAAUGCUUUUAAAAUUAGAAAGAGAUAGAUUAACAGCUAAAAAUGAAGCACUUUAAAAAAGCUUAUAAAAUAUUGAAGAUAAAAUGGGAAAGGAAGUCACUGGUUAAAUUUAAGGAAAUACUGGAAACGAUAAUUUGCCAAGAUUGAAUGAUACAAAUAAAUAAUUACAAGAAAAUAAAAAAACAAGCCCAAGAAUGCAAAAAAAAAAUAAGAAAGAUUUUACACCAAUGCCAAAUGAUAAUCGACCAAAUCCUUAUGCUGGAAUAAAUUUCGAUACAAAUUAGUAUAGAAAUGCUGUUUUGUAAAAAACUUUUAAAUCUCAUAUGAUGUCUAUAUCUGCAGUUGCAAUGCAUCCUAAAAAAUCUAUAUGUGCUACUGCAUCUGAUGAUUUUACAUGGAAAAUUUUAACUGUACCUUAAGGAGAUCUUAUUAUGAGUGGAGAAGGACAUAGAGAUUGGGUUUCAGGAAUAGCAUUUCAUCCUAAAGGGUCUCAUUUAGUUACUUCUAGUGGUGAUUGUACUAUUAAGGUAUGGGAUUUUAUUAAUGCUUCAUGUACUCAUACUUUUAAAGAUCAUAUUUAACCUGUUUGGGAUGUUGAUUUUCAUGAUACAGGUGAUUUCUUAGUAAGUGCAUCAAUGGAUCACACAGCAAAGUUGUUUGAUUUGGGGUGUGGAAAAAGAAGGCAAACUUUUAAAGGACAUAAAGAUUCAGUAAAUUGUGUAAAGUUUUAACCGUUUUCGAAUAUAUUAGCAACUGGAAGUGCUGAUUAAACUAUUUCUUUAUGGGAUAUGAGAAGUGGCUUAUGUGCAUAAACUUUCUAUGGCCAUAGAAUUACGGUUAAUUCAUUAGAUUUUACAUUAAAGGGAGAUGUUCUUGUUUCUUGUGAUUGUGAUGGUAUUAUUAAAGUAUGGGAUGUUAGAAUGGUUAAAGAAAAAAAUUAAUAUUUGAAUGGAAAAUAUAGUGCUAAUUCUGUUUGUUUUGAUAAGAGUGGUGUUAUUAUAGCUUGUGCAGAUGACGAAGGAACUAUAAAAUUAUAUAAUGAAAGUACUGGAAAACUUGAACAUACAUUAAAAGGACAUGAAGAUGCUGUAUAAGAUGUUAAAUUUGAUUUUAAUUCAAAAAUGAUUGUAUCAGUUGGUUCUGAUUCAACAUUAAGAGUUUGGUAGUGAAUUAAAUAUUUUAUAUUAAUUUAAAUUUAUAAUAAUCUUUAUUUAUGAAUUUCUAUUAUAGAUUAGAAUUAUUUUUUUGUUUAUAAAAAAUUAAUAUAAAAAUUAUGUUAUUGUAUUAAUAUUAAAUAC